GAGCGGCGGGAGAACGGACGCGGGUCGCCGGGGCGGAAGCAGCGGCCAUGGAGCGGCGGGAGCAGCCGGUGGUGCCGGUGGAGGUGCUGGCGGCGGUCACGCGGGAGCGGUUCCUGCGGGAUGUCUACCCCCGGGUACGGCUCCGCGCCUCCCGCCGGGGCGCACCCGUGGCGUGGGCCUCUGGGGCCGCGGCGGGCCCGGGGCAGCCGCCCCGUCGCUGGGUGGGGUGAGCGGGGCCGCGCUGGAGCGGGCCGGGGCAGGAGAUCGUCUGUGACACCGUCUCGCCCGGCGGAGCUGGUGGUGGCAGACCGCAGAGAAUGCCAGUAGUACUGAAAGGAAUGGAACUGGGUACUUGCACAACCAAAUGGACAGUAGAUUACUUGAGCCAAGCCGAAGGAUCUAAAGAAGUAAAGAUUCAUGUUUCUGCAGUGCCACAGAUGGAUUUCCUCAGUAAGAACUUUGUGUAUAGAACUCUGCCUUUUGAUGUAUUUGUACGAAGAGCAGCUGAAGUCAAACACAAGGAGUACUUUCUUUCUGAGGAUGAAAAGUACUAUUUGCGAUCAGUGGGUGAAGAUGCUAGGAAGGAUAUUGCAGAUAUCAGAAAGCAGUUUCCUAUUUUGGCAGAAGAUGUUCAUAUUCCAGAGUAUUUCGAGAAGGAACAGUUUUUCUCCAGUGUCUUCCGCAUCAGUUCAGCUGGAUUACAAUUAUGGACACAUUAUGAUGUAAUGGAUAACUUCCUAAUCCAAGUAACAGGGAAAAAACGAGUUGCUUUGUAUAGUCCUCGAGAUGCUCCGUAUUUAUAUUUGUCAGGUACUAAAUCAGAGGUGCUGGAUGUGGAUAACCCAGACUUAGAGAAAUAUCCCCUUUUUGUGAAAGCCAAGCGCUAUCAAUGUUUUCUGGAAGCAGGAGAUGUGUUAUUUAUUCCAGCUUUGUGGUUCCACAAUGUAAUUUCUGAGGAAUUUGGAGUGGCACUGAAUGUCUUUUGGAAGCAUCUUCCUGCUGAGUCUUAUGAUAAGAGUGACACUUACGGAAAUAAAGAUCCCACGGCAGCGUCUAGAGCUAUACAGAUCUUGGACAGGGCCUUGAAAACACUUGAAGAACUACCUGAGGAAUAUAGGGAUUUUUACGCACGGAGAAUGGUGUUACGCAUCCAAGAAAAAGCUUAUAGGAAUGAUUGUGGGUAAAAUAACACAUUGUAAUUCAGCAACUCCUGUGAAAGUAGAGAAUCGUAUGUUAAUAUGGAAACUGGCCAUGUGUACAUAUGCAUGCUUUCUGUAAGACUAAUAAAAACUGUGUUGAUAAACUUUGUUAUAGAUGAAUGUUUAUCUUGUAGAUUUUUUUCCUUUUUUUUCUUCAUGUGCAGUGAGUGCACAGUCUGCUUGAGGCACACAUUUGCAGUGCCUGCAGUUACUUUACUUUUUUGGAGUGUUCUACUUAAUUUUUUCUGAACAACAGUUUUGAUGUCUGGGCUGGGCUGACAGCAUGCAUGCUUAGAAGUAACUGAAUGUCUUCCUGAAUGCCACCUUGUUUACUAAAGUUUAGGAAAACCAUAGUGGUUUCUGAGGAGGUCCGAGAAAGCCGUUGGUGGUGGUUCUAACGGUCAUGGUUGUGGAUGCCCCAUCCCUGGAGGUGUUGAAGGCCAGGGUGGAUGAGGCCUCCCAUGGCAGGGCAGUCGGAACUAGAUGAUCUUUAAGGUCCCUUCCAACCCGAACCAUUCUGUGGUUCUAUGGUUUCUGUUGGAGUAGUAGCCUGGUAAUAAGUGUGGAGAGUUCCUGCUCCCUCUUGUGGUGAAACUGAGAGUGGGCAUGGGGAAAAAAAGCAAAAGCUCAUCAUACAAGGUUAAGUUUAGAAUUGUGCAGUCGCUUGGCUGCAAGGUAAAUGAUUUACACCUUCCUUACCUGAAUAAGGUAUUGCGCAGGAAACCUUGUUUGUCACUGCCCCAGUGCAGUUGGGCAGCAUUGCUGCUUCUGCAGCUGUAAAACAUACGCAACUAAUGCGCCCGCAAAUCCAGCCAGCUACAGUCCUACAAUCUGACAUGACGUUCAUGGUUCUGAAGUAGAUGUAGAAUCUAUGGGGAGUGGUGUUUGCAAUGCAUUAUGUUACCGUCUGAAAGAGGGUUGCAUCACACCUUUUGGGAUGGAGCCUGUUGUAGAGGGGUUGUAGAUGGUUAGUUUUCAGCAGAUUUUGGUGCUUAUAAAGGCCUUGUGAAAUAAAG
This is a messenger RNA of Chroicocephalus ridibundus (black-headed gull), 2215 nucleotides long. It is a transcript of the gene TYW5, whose product is annotated as tRNA-yW synthesizing protein 5. Gene Ontology annotation, molecular function: tRNA binding; 2-oxoglutarate-dependent dioxygenase activity. NCBI's taxonomy places the organism in Eukaryota, Metazoa, Chordata, Aves, Charadriiformes, Laridae. The transcript is spliced from 8 exons. Gene Ontology annotation, biological process: wybutosine biosynthetic process. Bases 318 to 1184 code for a protein of 288 amino acids. The record is from RefSeq and is a predicted model, not a curated record.